This is a messenger RNA of Coregonus clupeaformis (lake whitefish), 1786 nucleotides long. Its product is annotated as beta-centractin. The record is from RefSeq and is a predicted model, not a curated record. The transcript has 11 exons. Bases 179 to 1309 code for a protein of 376 amino acids. Lineage: Eukaryota; Metazoa; Chordata; Actinopteri; Salmoniformes; Salmonidae.
AAAUAUAAAAUGUAGAGUGUGCGCUAUUAGCUAUUAUAGUUGAGCAGCUCUAUACAUACAUUUUCUUUCUUCAGCAUUGCGCGUCUCCACCGCUGAACACCACCAGACGAAAUUGCAUGCUAGCUAGGAAAACAGGAUUAAUUAAAGAGUGAAAGGGCGGAUAGCUCGUUGUAUCACCAUGGAGUCCUACGAUAUAAUAGCAAAUCAGCCUGUGGUGAUUGAUAAUGGCUCUGGUGUUGUUAAAGCUGGUUUUGCAGGAGACCAGAUCCCCAAAUACUGCUUCCCAAACUAUGUGGGUCGUCCAAAGCAUGUUCGGGUGAUGGCAGGUGCGCUGGAGGGAGAUCUCUUCAUUGGCCCAAAAGCAGAGGAACACAGGGGACUCCUGUCUGUGCGGUACCCUAUGGAGCAUGGUAUUGUGAAGGACUGGAAUGAUAUGGAGCGCAUCUGGCAAUAUGUGUACUCUAAGGAGCAACUACAGACCUUCUCUGAAGAGCACCCUGUGCUGCUAACAGAGGCCCCCUUGAACCCAAGUAAAAACCGUGAGCGUGCAGCAGAGGUGUUCUUUGAGACCUUCAAUGUACCAGCGCUCUUCAUCUCCAUGCAGGCAGUAUUAAGCUUAUAUGCCACAGGCCGGACAACAGGAGUGGUGCUGGAUGCUGGUGAUGGGGUAACCCAUGCUGUGCCCAUCUAUGAAGGCUUUGCCAUCCCUCACUCUAUCAUGAGGGUGGACAUUGCAGGGCGGGAUGUCUCACGCUACCUACGCCUGCUACUGCGCAAGGAAGGCUAUGACUUCCACACCUCAGCUGAGUUUGAGGUUGUGCGUACUAUCAAAGAGAGAGCAUGCUAUCUAUCUCUGAACCCACAAAAAGAUGAGACCUUGGAGACAGAGAAGGCGCAGUACACUCUUCCUGAUGGCAGCACAUUGGAUAUUGGCCCUGCUCGAUUCCGAGCCCCAGAGCUUCUCUUCCGUCCAGACCUGAUAGGGGACGAGAGUGAAGGAAUCCACGAGGUUCUGGCUUUUGCCAUCCAGAAGUCAGACAUGGACCUGCGACGUACACUCUUUUCCAACAUUGUCCUCUCUGGGGGCUCCACUCUCCUCAAAGGUUUUGGUGAUCGAUUGUUAAGUGAAGUGAAAAAGUUGGCACCCAAAGAUGUGAAAAUAAAGAUCUCUGCACCUCAAGAACGACUCUACUCCACGUGGAUAGGGGGCUCCAUCCUUGCGUCACUGGACACCUUCAAGAAGAUGUGGGUGUCAAAGAAGGAGUAUGAGGAAGACCGAGCACGUGCCAUCCAUCGGAAGACCUUCUGAAGAGGCGGGCGGUGCUCCUUUUCUGCCCAAAAAGCUCUGGCUCAAGUCCACCAACUACUCCACUACACCCCCUUAUGAUAAGGAGAGCCCAUGGCUCCCUAUAGCAUGCCUUCUACAUACUUCCCUACACACGCCAUAUGACUGGGACACUGGCCAGGACUGGCAAAGUGUUGGGGAGCCAUUACCAGACAGACCCAGAACCUGUCCCAAUGACAAGGCUUUAAGUUGCAUCACUUGAUAUUGUGGACUUUUUCCUUAUUUUUAACAUUUAAGGCAAACCUGCAUUGCAGGAUGCAAAUUCAGUAUUUAUUCUACGGUUUGUUAUGCCCCAUAUGAAAUGGAUCAUAAAAUCCAUCACUUAAAUGCCAAUGAAGGUGAACGUUCUGCUUUACUUUGAUGUAUAGAUUCAAUUAAGAAAUUUGUUUUUACCUUUUGGGCUUUGUUACUGUGGCACAUUAAACGUAGUGUGCAAAGAUA